Messenger RNA from Paramecium pentaurelia, 267 nucleotides. The record is from the annotation of a GenBank genome assembly. Lineage: Eukaryota; Ciliophora; Oligohymenophorea; Peniculida; Parameciidae.
AUGAAUAAUUCAGAAAUCUAUUUUCAGAAAUAGAAAUUCCUAUUUUAAACUAUUGAAGAAAACAAUCAUAAUUAAUAAAGAAAAAGAGAUGACGGAUUUAACAAUUGUUUUUAACUGAAAAGCAAGAAUUGGUUUCUGGUUCACAAGUGUUUUGUAAUUGUUUCGAGCAGUUAAGCAAAUAUUCGAAAUCUAUAUAAUAUGAACCCCUAACUAUUCCUAAAUUCAAACCUUUAACUUUAAAUUAGGUUUAAGAAUUAUAAACAUUGA